Messenger RNA from Oncorhynchus keta (chum salmon), 5242 nucleotides. RefSeq names its product myeloid cell surface antigen CD33-like. The coding region runs from base 91 to 1218 and encodes 375 amino acids. NCBI's taxonomy places the organism in Eukaryota, Metazoa, Chordata, Actinopteri, Salmoniformes, Salmonidae. Gene Ontology annotation, cellular component: external side of plasma membrane; membrane raft. The record is from RefSeq and is a predicted model, not a curated record. Gene Ontology annotation, biological process: T cell activation; positive regulation of ERK1 and ERK2 cascade; interleukin-15-mediated signaling pathway. Gene Ontology annotation, molecular function: protein tyrosine kinase binding; MHC class II protein binding. The transcript is spliced from 10 exons.
UCUGACAGAGGAAAGAGACAGAGGAACAUACACACACAGAGACAGAGGAGAGAGACAGAGGAACAGAGAGACAGAGAGAGAGAGAGGAUCAUGGCUGAUGUCCCUCAUUCAUUUUUGGGAUUGCUUGUGACCGUUUUGUACCUGCUAACAGGUGUCAGUGGAGAAACUCUCUCUAUGUUCUCCAGAAUGGGAGAUGAUGUCAGUCUGCCGUGUAACAAUGUGGUUUAUCCAGACUGCUCCUCUACUACAUGGAUCUAUAACGUGAAUAGAGCCAUUGAACUAGUCGGUCUAGGGAAGGUGAAACAACAACUAAACGACAUAGCUGACAGACUGAGUGUGGCGUCUAACUGUUCUCUACAUGUUAGUGAUGUCAGAGCUGUGGAUGUUGGACUCUACACCUGUCAACAAUACCUUACAGAGACUGGACCAAAACAUGGAGGUGAUGCUCCUGUUCAUCUGUCUGUUCUAACUAUCUCCUCUACCACACCAGUGACAGAUCUGAAGCCUAAUGUAAAUAUGACAUUACGGUGUUCUCUGCUCACCGAUACGCAACAUGGAACGUGCUGGUCAGGAUUUAGUCUCAGCUGGGGCCCUAAAACAGGUACUAAAGCCCAGGUCACACGGGAUUCUUCCUGUGACAUCACUCUGACUGUGACACUCCAGAAGAAGGACAACAACAGGAAGUGGACGUGCACACUGACUGAAAAGGGAAACAUGAAGAUCUCCAUUGACUUCACCUCCACAUUCUCAGAUACUGCUGAAAAGACCACUGAUAGUGAUGAUGUCAUCUCUACUGUCCCAGGAAGUACAGCCUCUACUGCAAGACCAGCCUUGUCAACCACCUCCCCAUCUUCUGCUGGCUCUCAGAACCUCUUCCUUACGGUGACUGUAGGAGUGGCUUUGGCAGCAGUGGUGUGUGUCACUGCUGUUGUCAUCAUAGUACGCAGGAGGAGAGACAAGAAUCAAGUGCCAACUGAUAACAGCAUUGGUCUGAAUGCAGUAAACCACCCCACCCCACCAACCAAUGAGGACAAGAGUCAACCUGCUGACAGAAUCACCUAUGCCUCCAUUGACCACUUCAAUCAAAAUCCCCCUCAUAGAGUUAACGCCAACAGUAAAGAUGCAGUGAUGUAUGCCUCAGUUAUGCCCUCUUCUGGAAGAGGGAGAGAGACAGAGAACCCUGCUGACCCCAGCUCCCUCUACUCCACUGUCAAGUAACCUCAGGGAGACAAGACAUCAAUAUAUAUAUAUAUAUAUAUAUAUAUAUAUAAAAAUAAAUAAAGACAUCAACAUGAAGACUACACUCAUUCACACCCUGAUUCACACCCUGAUUCCAGACCUGAUUUGGUUCUAGGAACAGAGAUUUUGGUGCUAUUAAAAGGGACAAUCUGCACUAGUUACAUCAAUUUAUGGACGUAUUAAUUAAUGAUAUGCACCCAUUGACUCUAGAAAAAUAAAACGUAGAAAUGCCUCAUGAGUUUAGUUAAACUGUCAUAACCCACCAGAACCCCAAAUAUAUGCUUGUUUUACUCCAAUGUUUGUAAACAAAUGAAAUGUAAACAAACACAAUGUAUAGUCUCAAAACAUGGUUUAAACUAUAAUGUUGAUAUCAUGGAUGGCCAGUCCUUGCAUCCAUAGCUGUCUAUGAAUUUAAGAGUGGUUACAUUUCUCCUACCCCAUCCCUCAGAUUUUUAGCAAAACAGUGGAGGGGAGUGUGCUUUGUUACUGUUUCAACUGCUGAUUGCAGCUUUAAGAUGUGUAUAUUUUAUUUAUAUAGACCAGUGAGAUAAGAGACUGGAAAAGUGGAAGAGUUUGAGAAUCAAAAGGGCAUGAUUCAGAUUCACUCAUGAUGACUCUGGUAGCCCAGGCUGGAAAGUGCAUUCUGGGAAGUAUUCAGACUUGUUCUGCAUUUUGAUAAGUUACAGCCUUAUUCUAAAAUUGAUUAAAUCAUUUUUUCCCUCAUAAAUCUACACACAAAACCCCAUAAUGACAAAGAAGAAACUGUUUUAUGACAUUUUUGCAAAGUUAUAUAAACUUGGCAAAAAGAAAAAAAGCCCUCUCACUGUCAACUGCGUUUAUUUUCAGAAAACUUAACAUGUGUAAAUAUUUGUAUGAACAUAACAAGAUUCAACAACUGAGACAUAAACUGAACAAGUUCCACAGACAUGUGACUAACAGAAAUUGAAUCAUCUGUCCCUGAUCAAAGUGGGGGUCAAAAUCAAAGGUAACAGUCAGUAUCUGGUGUGGCCACCAGCUGCAUUAAGUACUGCAGCAGUGCAUCUCCUCCUCAUGGACUGCACCAGAUUUACCAGUUAUUGCUGUGAGAUGUUACCCCAAUCUUCCAGCAAGGCACUUGCAAGUUCCCGGACAUCUCUGGGGGGAAUGGCCCUAGUCUUCACCCUCCGAUCCAACAGGUCCCAGACGUGCACAAUGGAAUUGAGAUCCGAGCUCUUCGCUGGCCAUGGCAGAUUACUGACAUUCCUGUCUUUCAGGAAAUCACACACAGAACAAGCAGUAUGGCUGGUGGCAUUGUCAUGUUGGAGGGUCAUGUUAGGAUGAGCCUGCAGGAAGGGUACCACAUGAGGGAGGAUGUCUUCCCUGUAACACACAGCGCUGAGAUUGCCUGCAAUGACAACAAGCUCAGUCCAAUGAUGCUGUGACACACCGCCCCAGACCAUGACGGACCCUCCAUCUCAAAAUUGAUCCCGCUCCAGAGUACAGGCCUUGGUGUAACGCUCAUUCCUUUGACGAUAAACACGAAUCCGCCCAUCACACCUGGUGAGACAAAACGGCAACUCGUCAGAGAAGAGCACUUUUUGCCAGUCCUGUCUUGUACAGCAACGGUUUGUGCCCAUAGGCGACGUUGUUGCCGGUGAUUUCUGGUGAGGACCUGCCUUACAACAGGCCUACAAGCCCUCAGUCCAGCCUCUGUCAGCCUAUUGUGGACAGUCUGAGCAGUGAUGGAGGGAUUGUGCAUUCCUGGUGUAUCUCGGCAGUUGUUGUUGCCAUCCUGUACCUGUCCCGCAGUUGUGAUGUUCGGAUGUACCGAUCCUGUGCAGGUGUUGUUACACGUGGUCUGCCACUGCGAGAAGCUGUCCGUUCUGUCUCCCUGUAGCGCUGUCUUAGGCGUCUCAUAGUACGUACAUUGCAAAUUAUUGCCCUGGCCACAUCUGCAGUCAUUAUUCCUCCUUGCAGCUUGCCUAAUGCAUGUUCAUGCAGAUGAGCAGGGAGCCUGGGCAUCUUUCUUUUGGGUAUUUUUCAGAGUCAGUAGAAAGUUCUCUUUAGUGUCCUACAUUUUCAUAACUGUGACCUUAAUCGCCUACCGUCUGUAAGCUGUUAGUGUCGACCAUUCCACAGGUGCAUGUUCAUUAAUUGUUUAUGUUUCAUUGAAAAAGCAUGGGAAACAGUGUUUAAUCCCUUUACAAUGAUCUGUGAAGUUACUUGGAUUUUUACAAAUUAUCUUUGAAAGACAGGUUCCUGAUAAAAGGGACAUUUCAUUUUUUUGCUUAGUUCCUAAAAAAAGUAUGGAAAUAUCACAUUUACAAAAGCACCUUUGUCAGCAAUUACAACCUAUAGUCUUCUUGGGUAUGGCACUGCAAGCUUGGCACACCCAUUUCUCCCAUUCUGCUCUGCAGAUCCUCUCAAGCUCUGUCAAGUUGGAUGGGGAGCGUCGCUUCAAUGCUAUUUUCAGGUUUCUCCAGAGAUGUUCGAUCGGGUUCAAGUCUGGGCUCUGGCUGGGUCACUCAAGGACAUUCAGAGACUCAUCCCGAAGUCACUCCUGCGUUGUCUUGGAUGUGUUCUUAAAGUCGUCGUCCUAAUGGAAGGUGAACCUUUGCUCCAGUCUGAGGUCCUGAGCAGGUUUUCCAUCAAGGAUCUCUCUGUACUUUCCUCCAUUCAUCUUUCCUCGAUCCUGACUAGUCUCUCAGUCCCUGCGCUGACUAACAUCCCCACAGCAUGCUGCUGACACCACCGUGCGUUACCGUAGGGAUUGUGCCAGGUUUCCUCCAGACGUGACACUUGGCAUUCAGGCCCAAUAGUUCAAACUUGGUUUCAUCAGACAAGAGAAUCUUGUUUCUCAUUUUCAGAGUCCUUUAGGUGCCUUUUGGCAAACUCUAAGCAGGCUGUCAUGUGCCUUUUACUGAGGAGUGGCUUCCAUCUUGCCACUCUACCAUAAAGGCCUGAUUGGUGGAGUACUGCAGAUAUGAUUGUCCUUCUGGAAGGUUCUCUAAUUUCCACAGAUGAUCUCUGGAACUCAGUCAGAGUAACUAUCUGGUUCUUGGUCAUGUCCCUGACCAAGGCCCUCCUCCCUCGAUUGCUCAGUUUGGCCGGGUCAGCCAGCGCUAGGAAGAGUCUUGGUGGUUUCAAACUUUUCCCAUUUAAGAAUGAUGGUGGCCACUGUUCUUGGGGACCUUCAAUGCUGCAGACAUUUUUUGGUACCCUUCCCCAGAUCUGGGCCUCGACACAAUCCUGUCUCGGAGCUCUACGGACAAUUCCUUCAACCUCAUGGCUUGGUUUUUGCUCUGACCUUACAUAGACAGAUGUGUGCCUUUCCAAAUCUUGUCCAAUCAAUUGAAUUUACCACAGGUGGACUCCAAUCAAGUUGUAGAAACAUCUCAAGGAUGACAAUGGAAACAGGAUGCACCUGCUAAAUUUCAAGUCUCAUAGCAAAGGGUCUGAAUACUUACGUGAAUAAGGUAUUUCUUACAUUUUUUAAUAAAUGUGCAACACAAUCUAAAUAUAAAUGUAAUAAAUGUAAAUGUAAAUACCUGUUUUUACUUUGUCAUUGUGGGGUAUUGUCUGUAGAUUGAUGAGGAAAAUGUUUUAUUGAAUCCAUUUUAGAAUAAGCCUGUAAAGUCACAAAACAAGAAAAUUGAAUGGGUCUGAAUACUUUCACUGUAUACAAGUGAACCACUGGAUCACACAGGCCACUAAAAUAUGUUUUUAAAUACUAGAUGGAAGAGGUAGAACACUAGUGUUAAGUUUUCUUUUAGGAUGAUAGUAGCAUCUUUGCCAAACAUUUAGCUUUGCAGAUAAACUCAUGGCAUUUUUUUUCCUGCAUUUCUCUUGUUUCAAAUUAUAUUGACUAAAGUGAUAUACUUAAUAAAAUGGAAAUCAAUCUUUACUGAAUGUUUCAUUUUGAUUCUCUCCAGAAUUUCACAGAGUUCAAAAACAUUGUAUUGCCUAUUGGGGUUUUAUUCAGUAAUUUACUCCAUUCUUCAGUAGGAGGCAGUAUAAUUCUCAA